This is a messenger RNA of Saccostrea echinata, 4894 nucleotides long. RefSeq lists its product as uncharacterized. The record is from RefSeq and is a predicted model, not a curated record. NCBI's taxonomy places the organism in Eukaryota, Metazoa, Mollusca, Bivalvia, Ostreida, Ostreidae. The coding region runs from base 451 to 1554 and encodes 367 amino acids. The transcript has a single exon.
GGGUUAGAGUUCCCCAGAUAUUUUGGGGUCAGAUUUCUUUACAUAAUUUUAUUUACUUUAAUUUAAAUAUGUAAUUAGGAGUCAGAGUUACUCUAUUAUUUACAUAGUUUUGGUUAUAGGAGUUAUUCAAUUCAGGGAUUUUGUGGGGAGUUAAACUAUAGACAUUUGGUAAAAGAUUUUCAUCAUAUAUAGAGUACAGCUGUUAGCUAGGUACUCAGAUGUUGUCAAUUAGACUCUCUGUCAUUGUGCCAUAAUGUGUCUAACCUGUAUUGGAUAACUAUUUUGUCUUCACUUAGGAAUCAGUAUUCCCCAUUCUAUUAAAAAAAUUGCAAGUUCACAAUCUCACAGCUGGCAUUCAUAUACUUGAAAUAUGUAUUGCCAUUAUCGUUGUGAGAUGAACCUAAAUCUGUAGAGUUUUGUUUUUUAAUAAUUAUCUCUUCUUCAGAAGCAAUGCCACCAAAGAAAAGAAGCAAAAAAGGGGAACUCACAGCAGAUGAGCAGCCCAAUUCCUCCAGCACAGGGAGAAAGCGAAAGCGAGGGACUCCCACUCAACAGACAGAGAAUGUGAUGCCGAGUGCUCUGCCAACCAUUGACUACACACUACUGGCAAAACACAUAUUAACUGAACAACAGAAAUUAACAUCCAGUGAGAAUGGACUUGCUGAGGCAACCGUGAGCCAACAUGGGGAGGCAUCCACAUCGGUUAUCCAAAACAAGGAGCCACAGUCCAGCAGUGAGCUAGUUAACCCUGCAGCAACUACGAGUGUUACAGAUGGUACCCCACAAGCUAGUGCCAUGGUCCCAGCCUCUGCACUUGGUGCACUUCUGGACAAUGUUUUUACAGGUGAGCCAGCAGGCAGUAAUUCUGACACUAAUCCACAAAUUCAAUUAACAGAUUGCGUGCCUCUUGGGGCUACAGUUUCAUCCAAAUUAAAACUUAAAAUUUGGAAUAAUGAAUUUGUUGACCUGAAACUUCUUUUACCCAACUCAAAUGAAGAGCCCCUUUCAAUUAUGGUAAAAGCUGGUAAAAUUGAACUGCAGCAAACAUCAUCAAAUAAAAAUCCAAUAACAAUCCAUCAAUGGACAGAUGCAUUUUUGAUAUUUAGUACCAUAUAUCUACAGAAGUUCCCUCAGGAGGCAAGCAAUCUGUUGAAAUAUAUGUUUACUAUUCGUGACAUAAGCAAGCUCCAUGGUGAGCAAGCAUGGAGGACUUAUGAUGAGUCUUUUAGGAAAAUUAGGGAGACAUCCCUCUUACCAUGGGAAAAAGUAGUAACAGAGUUACGGUUAAAGGCAGCCUCUGUGGGAAUUAGGUCUCCUAACAAAUUGCAAGGGAGUAGUGGCAAACGACAGCCUUUUCGUCCCAAAUACUGCUUUGCGUAUAACAAAGGGCAAAAGUGUAACUCCCACCCAUGUAGAUUUUCCCAUACCUGCCAAGACUGCCAUGGUCCCCACCCCCGAGUUCAAUGUACAGGCAUACGGUCCAACUCAUCCUCCUCAAUUAGAAAUGGCAGUAGCCCUUCCAACUCCAGUAAACCCAGUACAACUCAAAAGUGAGUUAGAAGGUUAUGAAAAAGAAAAACUGAAUUUUCUAGUUUCAGGGUUCACAUUUGGUUUCCGUUUAGGGUGUGUCAAGACCCCUUCCAUUCACCCUCCUCAUAAUCACAAAUCAACCUAUGAACACCCAGAUAUUGUAGAUGACUAUAUUAAUGCAGGUUUAAGUAGGCAAAGAAUUUCAGGCCCAUUUACACAUCCACCCCUACCACUUUUUAAAACUUCUCCAUUGGGGGUUGUCCCUAAAUCUGAACCAAAUAAAUACCGAAUCAUUCAUGAUCUUUCUUUUCCAGCCCAGGAUUCAGUCAAUUCAAAUAUUCCUAAAGAAUGUUCUGAAGUUCAUUAUGAUUCAGUUGACACUGUUGUAGCACUGGUACGUCAGUUUGGUAAAGGUUCUCUUAUGGCUAAAUCAGAUAUUAAAGAUGCCUUUCGAAUUAUACCAGUACAUCCGUCUGAUUAUCAUCUUUUGGGUUUCACAUGGCAAGGUCAAUUUUAUUAUGAGCGUUGUCUGCCAAUGGGGGCAAGCAGUUCUUGUCAAAUAUUUGAGCAGUUAAGUACAGCUCUUCAAUGGGUAAUGUUAAACAAACUGAAGGCUUCAGGCAUGUCUCAUAUUUUGGAUGAUUUCUUUUUCAUUGGGCCUCCCAACUCACAGAAAUGCAAACAUGAUUUGAACAACUUUUUGUCGUUAUGUGGAAGAAUUAACAUUCCAAUGAAUAUGGAAAAAACUUUCGGGCCAGUGACAUGCAUUACUAUUUAUGGUAUUGAGGUAGAUUCCAUUGAUAUGGUGAGCCGCCUUCCACUUGACAAACUCGAGAAAUGUAGAAAUUUAGUGCGUCAGUUUAGAAACAGGAAGAAGGUUGCAUUACGGGAACUUCAAUCAUUAAUUGGAGUGUUAAACUUUGCAUGUUUGGUAGUGGUUCCUGGUAGGGCUUUUUUGCGUCGUUUAAUUGAUUUGACAAUAGGGAUUGUGAAACCUCAUUACCUUAUCCGUUUUAAUAAGGAGGUAAGAGCAGAUUUGGCAAUGUGGCUGCACUUCCUAGAAAAUUUUAAUGGAAAAUCAGUUCUUUUUCCAGAGGAAUGGGAAUCAUCAGAUAUCACCCGAUUAUUUACAGAUGCUUCUGGUUUAUUAGGGUUUGCUGCUGUGUUUGGAUGUAAAUGGUUUGCAGCUGAAUGGACAGAGUCUCUUUUUCCCAUGCAAAUUGCAGUGAAGGAGUUGUUUCCAAUUGUAUUAGCUCUAGAAAUUUGGGGGUCAGAAAUGGCAAAUAGAAAAAUUCUUUUUAUGUCAGACAAUAUGGCUGUGGUGGAGGUGAUAAAUAAACAGUCCAGUAAAGAGAAAAAUCUUAUGCAUCUUCUUCGCCGUUUGGUAUUGGUUUGUCUUUCAAAUAAUAUCUUCUUUAAAGCUAAGCAUAUUCCAGGCAAAUACAAUGUGGUAGCUGACAGUUUGUCACGUUUGCAAUUUCAGAAAGCACGGGAGGUAGCACCAUACUUAGAACAACAGGCAACUGUCAUUCCGGCACACCUAUUACAGAUUUGACCUCUUCAACUCGUUCAGUCCUUGUGGCAGCUUUAUCACCUCCUGCACGAUAUGCUUAUAGACAUUCUUGGCAACUUUUCCUCAAUUACAGAAAAGAUCCAGUAUCUCUACCAUUGCCUAUUACAGACAUUUGUAACUUCAUUGGUUUUCUUUUUGAGAAACAAUACAGUUCUAGCAGCAUUGCCUCACAUAUAUCGGCAUUAGGUUAUGUUCACAAAAUUACCAAUUUGCCAGAUCCAACUCAAACUUUUAUUGUGCGCAAACUACUGAAAGGUUGUCACAAGCUACUACCCGCUCAGGAUGCUAGAUUGCCAAUAACGAAAAAUAUCAUGCACAAAAUUUUGGCUGCACUAGUCUUUACUGUUCCACAAGCUUUAAAUCAGGUUCUUUUGCAAGCCCUUUUCCUUUUAUGUUUUAAUGCAUUUCUGCGUUUAGGGGAAGUUAUCUCAAAAACUCUAGCAGAUAAGGACAAAGUUCUGCAAAUACAAGACAUUACAUUCAGUGGAGAAAAAUGCAGUCCUUCAGCAGUUCAAAUUGUUCUUAGGCACCAUAAAUCUCAACAGAAAAAUGAGCCCAUCAUUAUAUCUAUUCAAGCCAACCCUAGUUCACAAUUUUGUCCAGUGCAUAAUCUUUAUAAGUAUAAAUCAUUAUUUCCACAUGUGUCAGGCCCCUUCUUCCAGUUUGUCAAUGGCACUCCAGUCACAUAUUCUUAAGUCAGUAGUGAACUUUCAAAAGCAAUAGCAUUUGCAGGUCUGGAUCCCAAACGUUAUAAGGGGCACAGUUUUCGAAUAGGUGCAGCAACGCAUGCUGCACAGUUAGGGUAUUCUGAGACUUUCAUUCAACAUUUAGGCAGAUGGAACUCGAAUGUUUUGCACAGAUAUAUUAGAAUUAAAUCUUUUCAGUUGUAAUAAAAUAUAGGAUUCCCUCCUCCCUCCCCCCUUUUUUCUAUAUCAGUCCAUCCCAGGGCAGGUCAGUGUCUAACUGCUGCUACUACUGGUUACGUGUAAAGUUUGCAGGUCAGUGUUUAACAGCUGCUAUUAAGUUCUUUGCAGGCCAGUGUUUAACUGCUGCUAUUGAGUUAGGUUGCAGGUCAGUGUGUAACUGCUGCUUAAAUUUUAUUUAAGAGAUAUUGCAAGUAUUAAGGAGGGAUGUCUCUCUCUUUUGAUCUCAGUACCUGGCUUAUAGGGUGUAUAUAUGUAGAUGUAGUUACAUUUCCACAGUACAGGUCAGUGUUUAACUGCUGUAUUGUUAAGUUGUUUUAAUUAUUUGUCAUUGCGAAAUGAUUCUUUUCAUUAUUUGUAUAUGUAAACUGUUAGGUGCAUGUUGACAAUCAUUUUCUUUUUGAAUUAAUAUAACCACUGCCUGCUGGUUACAUCCACCGGAUGACUUUCAAGUUUAUAUGUAUUUCAUAUGCACAAUCUUUCUGUGUAAAGCAAUUCUUGCAGAAACAGAUGCCAGGUCAGUGUUUAACUGCUGGUAUAGCUUAAUGUGCAUUUUCAUCAUGUAUAAACCAGGGAAAUAUUGUUUACAAUGUAAUUUUGUGCGCAACCUCACCUUGAAUGGCACAAUGCGAUUGCCAAUUAUGUUCGGCAAUCACAUUUGGUGGCAUAUUUAUUUUUGAUGUGCCAUCUUUUUGCUGUAUACUUACUGUUUUUUAUAUUUUUUGCAAAUAUUGUUUAUCGGUAAAUUUAGGGGAUCAGCAUAUUGAUAUGUAUUGUGUGAAUACCUUUUGGUCUGAUCCCCUAUCAUGUUUAUGUAUAUAUAUUUCUUAUUUUCGUCAUUUUUAAUAAAUGACAUAUUUCAUCUCAA